AUGUCGGUCCCCAACGCUUCGACUUCGGACAGUGUCCCAGCCCAGCGCGAUACCGAAACCCAGCCUCGCGAGCCGGCCGACCGCAAAGCUCAGCCGUGGAAGCUCAACUGGCCUCCUCGGUCCGCGGUUGAAGUCGGAGAGGCUCAUGGCUUCGAGAGCGGGUCUGUGAUGAUGUCGGACGGAAGCAGCGGGGCGGCCGCUGAGUACCCAAGGGUCGACUGA
Messenger RNA from Letharia columbiana, 222 nucleotides. RefSeq lists its product as uncharacterized. The record is from RefSeq and is a predicted model, not a curated record. Lineage: Eukaryota; Fungi; Ascomycota; Lecanoromycetes; Lecanorales; Parmeliaceae. Bases 1 to 222 code for a protein of 73 amino acids. The transcript has a single exon.